UGAAAGGCAGUGACCCCCCUUCGAUCCGGUUCGCAGCUUCGAACAACGAAGAGCUCGAGCUCGCCGGCGAAAUGGAGGGAAGGGAACGAGCAAAGAGCAUUCAAUCCAUUAGCUUGGUCUUGGUCCUCAUCUCGGCGGUGUUCGUUCCGGUUCUAUCCAUUGAUGACAAGUGCGGGGCUUGCAAUGCCGUCGCGGGUGAGAUUGAGCUUGGACUUUUGAGAGAAAAACCAAGAAACCAUUUGGACAUGCGACACCGUUUGGACUCCAAGGGCCAGCGUGAAGGGAAAGUCAUUGAUUAUAAGGUCAGCGAGUUGAGAGUUGUUGAACUCUUGGAUGGCCUCUGCGAGAAAAUGCUUGACUACACUCUGGAGAAGGUGGAUUCAGGUAAAAAAGAAUGGAUCAAAGUAAAGGACUGGGACAGCCUCAAAGCAGAUAAACCAAAAGCACGAGCAUAUUCAAAAGAUUUAUCUUCAUAUUGUGGAAGGUUGCUUGAGGAAACAGAAGAUGAGCUCACUGAGCAGAUAAAACAAGGAUCUGUUCAACCUGAGGAUGUAAGCAAGAUUUUGUGCCAAGAUCUCAGCAAGCAUUGCCGCAACGUGAGUGAUUCCACAUCUAAAGAUGACCAUAAAGAAUUGUGAGGACAAAGCAAAUAAAUUAUUGCUUUAAAUUUUUUAAUCGGUGGAUGAUGAACAAGCUUGGCAACAAAACAAUCCGUUUAAUCAUCUACAGAGGUCCCUUUUUUUAAAUCAUUUACUCAUAUAGACAAAUGUUAUGAUUAUGUACUACUAAAACUAAUGUGUACCUCAACUACAUCCAUUAAUGUUUGAAAAGCUUCCAGUUAUGAGUCAGAUA
This is a messenger RNA of Dioscorea cayenensis subsp. rotundata (Guinea yam), 852 nucleotides long. RefSeq names its product protein seele. The record is from RefSeq and is a predicted model, not a curated record. Lineage: Eukaryota; Viridiplantae; Streptophyta; Magnoliopsida; Dioscoreales; Dioscoreaceae. The transcript is spliced from 9 exons. The coding region runs from base 72 to 638 and encodes 188 amino acids.